AUGGAGGGCCAACGCUAUCCCCAUGCUCCCGCGCCUCCCGAAAACAAUCCAGCAAGAUCCCGCGCCCGGAAUUUGAUUCAUGAUGGCUUUCUAUUCCUAAAAAGGCAGUUCUCCAGCAGCGGUGAGAAGGUGACAGGGCGCAGGCUGCUGUGCGUGACGCUUGCACUGAUGAUAGGCGCAUUCUUUGGAGAGCUGGACCGACAACUGCUGUUGACCGCGAUACCGAAGAUCACGACCGAGUUCCACAGUCUCGACCAAGCCGCGUGGUAUCAGGCCGCACAUGACCUUGCCAGGCUCGCCUUCCUACCCAUAUAUGGACGAUCCGUCGUCUGCGCAACGUCAGCAACUUCCCAGGCACUGAUCAUUGGGCGCGCUAUCCAGGGAUGCGGCCAUGCUGGCACGAACUUGGGCGGAUUCCUCAUAAUCUGCCAGAUCGUGUCGAAGCAGAAGAUGCCAUUGUUCUUUUCCAUCAUCAUCUUGAUGACCGGCGUCGCAGCAGCCGUAGGGCCUCCACUUGGUGGCAUCUUUGCUGAGAGCUCCAUGACCUGGAGGCUGGGCUUCUUUUUGAGUAUAGCCAUGGCUUUGAUUGUAGGGUGUCUCAUAGCCUUCACCUUUCCCGAGCCCGUCAGGGUGACCUCGAAUUACUCUUUCAAAGCAAGGUUGAAAUCGACAGACCCACUCAGUGCCAUUCUCAUCCUAGCUUCUUUGACCGCCCUCUUCAUCGCGCUUCAAUGGGGCGGCACGAAGCAUCCUUGGAGUGACCCCAGGGUCUGGGGCAGUCUGGUUGGGUUUGCAGCCAUGGCCGCCUUGUUUAUGUUUAUACAGGUGAAGGAGAGAGACAGGGCCCUUGUGCCAAUCCACAUCUUGACGAACCGCACCGUUGGCUUCGCGUGCCUGUACUCAUUUUCAAUUUUCAUGUCGAUGAUCGUAUUGGCCUACUACAUGCCAUUUUACUAUCAAGCGGCAAGGGGCUUGUCGCCACGCCAGUCCGGAAUCCACAUAUUGGCCUUGAUGGUCCCCGAUGCCGUCGUCGCUUUGGCUGCAGGAGCUGCCGUCACAUUCCUUGGACAUUAUGUGCCAUUCAUGAUAGCUAGCGGUGUGGUGGUAGCCUCGGGUUCGAGUCUCCUAUCCCAGAUCCAGAUCAACACCCCCCUUAUCCGCAUUGUGGGGUUUCAACUGAUAGUGGCGUUUGGGUUUGGGUUGGGUGUCCAACUACCGCUUUCAGCAAUUCGAAACGUUCUCGAAGAGCCCGAUGUACCAGCGGGCGAGGCCCUCGCCCUGUUCUGCAUGAGUCUAGGCGCAGCACUGGCUGUGCCGAUGGCCCAGGCUAUUUUCAUGAACACGCUCAGCAGUCGCCUGGCAUCAAGAUUGCCUACAAGCAGUGUGGCCAAGAUUAUCCGAAUGGGACCAUCUAAAGUAAAUGCAGAUCACAUGAAAGAGGACAUUGUGCAUUUUGUGGCUGAGUCGUACGGAGAGGCAGUUACUACUGCGUUCUAUAUGUCUAUCGCAGCUUCUGCAUUGGCUAUGCUUGCCGCCGCAGCAAUGCAGUGGAGAAAACUUGAAAAAGAGAACACGGCCGUCACCGGAGGGGUCUUGAGCGGGACACCCCUAGAUGACCCAGUGGAAAAUCAUGACCAUUCAAAAACUGCAGAGUCCAUUCCACUGAGGCCAGGCGAGGGUAUAAACCGAUCCGAGCCUCCUCCAGAAGCAUCGAGGUCAUCGCGAUAA
Molecule: messenger RNA, 1728 nt
Organism: Diaporthe amygdali
Lineage: Eukaryota; Fungi; Ascomycota; Sordariomycetes; Diaporthales; Diaporthaceae
Exons: 4
Coding region: 1-1728 (575 amino acids)
Biological process (GO): transmembrane transport
Molecular function (GO): transmembrane transporter activity
Source: RefSeq, a predicted model, not a curated record